AUGUCUGCCGAAGAGAAGUGGAAAGGCUGGGCUUCGAAACAGGAUAGCGAGGCUGAGCAGGCAGGGGAAAAGGAACCAUGUGUGCUUCUGGGCCAGCGGCUGGGUGAACUGGGAAGAUUUGCUUACGCGGCGCUUUGUGGGAUAUCCCUCGCGUGGCUGUUCCCUGAAAAAGAGCAAAGCUCCUUCAGGACCGAGUUCAUUGAGGGCUUUGUGAAAUGGCUGGACCUGCCUGAAGCUGUCUUAUCUGCCAUGACAGCAUUUGCUAGUGGCUUAGGAGGGGAGGGCACAGAAACUUUUGCCCAGAUUUUGCUGGAGGAUCCCAUCUUGAAAGAAAAUCCAGCUGUCAUUACCCAAGACCUUCUAUCCUUCUCUCUUAGAGAUGGGUACUACGACGCUCGGGCGAGGGUGUUGAUCUGUCACAUCACCUGGCUGCUGAGAAUCCCCUUGGAGGAGCUGGAAGUCCUGGAGGAGUCUCUGCUUGAGAGCCUGAAGGAACAAAAAGAGGAAGAGUCAGAAACUGCAGAAGUAUCAAGAAAAAAGAAGGAAAGAAGAAAAAAGCUGAAGAGAUACCUGCUGAUCAGUUUGGCAACCGUUGGGGGCGGAACAGUAAUCGGCUUGACAGGGGGUCUUGCUGCCCCUCUGGUUGCUGCAGGAGCUGCUACUAUCAUUGGAAGUGCUGGAGCAGCUGCUCUAGGUUCAACUGCUGGAAUUGCUGUCAUGGCAUCCCUUUUUGGGGCAGCCGGAGCUGGCCUUACUGGAUACAAGAUGAAGAAGCGUGUGGGAGCCAUAGAAGAGUUUGAAUUCCUCCCACUAACUGAAGGAAGGCAGCUUCACAUCACCAUAGCAAUUACUGGAUGGCUGUGCACUGGCAAAUACGGGAGCUUCACAGCACCAUGGAGAAACAUGUUGCGAUCGAGUGAGCAGUAUUGUCUGGCCUGGGAAUCCAAAUAUUUGAUGGAGCUUGGCAAUGCCUUAGAUUUUUUUUUUGUGAACAUGAUGGCUCAAGAAGCCCUAAAAUUCACUGUUUUGUCAGGUAUCGUGACGGCCUUGACUUGGCCAGCUUCGCUCUUAACUGUUGCCAGCGUCAUUGACAACCCCUGGGGAGUGUGUCUCCAUCGGUCUGCUGAAGUAGGCAAACACCUAGCCCAUAUCCUGCUCAGUCGACGGCAGGGCAAGCGACCUGUCACACUGAUUGGCUUCAGUCUGGGUGCAAGAGUGAUUUACUUCUGCCUGCAGGAGAUGGCUCAAGAAAAAGAUUCUCAAGGGAUCAUUGAAGAUGUGAUCUUACUGGGGGCUCCAGUGGAAGGAGAAGCCAAGCACUGGAAAGCUAUCACCAAAGUGGUGUCGGGCAGGAUCAUCAAUGGUUAUUGCAGGGGGGACUGGCUGCUGGGGUUUGUGUACAGAACCUCUUCUGUCCAGAUCAAUGUUGCCGGCCUCCAACCGGUCGACUUGGAUGACAGGAGGAUGGUAAACAUGGACCUUUCCUCUGUGGUGAACGGCCACCGGGACUACAUGAAGCAAAUGGACACGAUCCUCAAAGCCGUGGGUGUCAAAACCAAGGAGUGUUGGCCGGAAGAGAAGGGCAGCGACGGUCUUUUCUCCCCGCCAUCCGAGAAAUCGCAGCAGGCAGCAGGCAGUGAGGCUCGGGAAGAGGAAAACACAGUGCGAGAAGAGGAUGCGGCUGGUGGUGAGGCUCUCCCAGCCGUCCACGCUCACCGCCGACAAUCCCAAAGCCAUUCCUUGGGAGAAACCUCGCUGCCCUGCCCCGACUCCUCAAACAGCGGGGACAGCAGGGGACACCCAGCGGGUGAAGCAGCAAAUUAG
Molecule: messenger RNA, 1824 nt
Organism: Pterocles gutturalis (yellow-throated sandgrouse)
Lineage: Eukaryota; Metazoa; Chordata; Aves; Pterocliformes; Pteroclidae
Gene: TMCO4
Product: transmembrane and coiled-coil domains 4
Exons: 13
Coding region: 1-1824 (607 amino acids)
Source: RefSeq, a predicted model, not a curated record